GAAAUUGCCCGAAACUAAUAGAAUAAAAUAAACCAUUGUUUUGAGAACAUGGACGCAUACCAACUAAGACGCCAAAAUAGUGUGGUAGGUUUAGUCAAAGUGGAAUACGAAUCAAACAACGAAAGUGAUGACCGAAUAAUCAAAGAUAUUGAAAUAGAAGAAAAAAAAGUUAUAAAAAAACAAACUUGGGUAGAACCCGAUGUAAGUGCUAUAAUUGGGAAAAAAUCUGUAAAAAAGCCUAGGUUAAAUGGACACAAUUUUACGCGAUGUCAUUCUGACUCAAUACAACAAAGGCAUCAAGAUGCAGAGCCCGAAAACAGAAAGAUACGGCAUAAAAAAUCAACCAUCGAAAUGAGCGAAGACGAAACACUUUUAUUUAUAUCGCUUAUCAGGGCCCACAAAUGUUUGUGGUGCCGAGAGGAAACAAAAUAUAAGGAUAGGCAUGCGCAAGAAAACGCAUGGAACAUCGUUGCUAGGACCCUGGAUCGACCAAAAGCAUGUUUACAAGAGAAGUGGACUUCAUUGCGCAGUGCGCUUAGGGUUUACAAAAAAAAAGUGAGAGAAAGUAAACUUAAUGCAUCAAAUAGCAACGAAAUUUACAAACCACAAUGGUUUGCAUACGAUGCGUUAAGUUUUAUGACACCUGGUGAUGAACGCACCAUAUCCACGGAAGAGUUUCAACAAUUAUCGACUGAAAGUGAUUCAUUCUAUUAUGGAGGGCUUAAUACGGUCAACCCAUCCAGCACAAUAACCACAACACGAUCAACAAUCCAUCCUACUAGAUCAAACAUCCUUGCAUCAGCUGAAUCAAAAGAAUUAGAUGCUAGCCAACUCGUGCACACUAUUGCAGGACGAUCUACCUUAAAUCCUGUUCUAUCAGUACGUAAUUUUGCACAGUCUGCACCGACCAGCGCUUCGUUUCCAAUUACCUGUACUUCCUCAUGCAGUGACUCUAAUAUAUCCGGACAAGAUAACGAUAAAAUUAAAAUAAUGCAGGCAUUCAUGAAAAAUGAACAGGAAAUAGCGAGAUCGUUAGCGCAACUUAUGGAAGUUACUAAAGGAUGUUCUGAAGCGUUCGAUAAGGAGUGCAUGAAAAUGGGACAAUCCUGGGGAUGUCAAUUGCAGUGCCUAGAUUUAGAAGAACGAUAUGAAAUAAUUCCUAAGGUAAAUCAGCUCUUGUUCGAGGCAUCAGUAAAAAUGUUUGCCAGACGGUUGAAGGGCAAUUCUUCGGACUUAAACGAGAAAUAAAACGUGAUAAACAUGUAUAUGCCAUCACGACGCCACAUCAUGCCUAUGAGCAUGAAGCGAUUACUAAUCAAUUCAAUUUCAUUUCUAUUCAUUCAGUAGUGGUUUUUUAUUAUAAUAAAUCACUUUUUUUUAUUCAGUCUUACUUUAGACAUGGC
Molecule: messenger RNA, 1403 nt
Organism: Anopheles nili
Lineage: Eukaryota; Metazoa; Arthropoda; Insecta; Diptera; Culicidae
Exons: 5
Coding region: 49-1248 (399 amino acids)
Biological process (GO): regulation of transcription by RNA polymerase II
Cellular component (GO): transcription regulator complex; nucleus
Source: RefSeq, a predicted model, not a curated record